This is a messenger RNA of Sinocyclocheilus grahami, 882 nucleotides long. RefSeq names its product trypsin-2-like. The transcript is spliced from 6 exons. Gene Ontology annotation, biological process: proteolysis. The coding region runs from base 31 to 783 and encodes 250 amino acids. NCBI's taxonomy places the organism in Eukaryota, Metazoa, Chordata, Actinopteri, Cypriniformes, Cyprinidae. Gene Ontology annotation, molecular function: serine-type endopeptidase activity. The record is from RefSeq and is a predicted model, not a curated record.
UAAAUACUGCGAGUGAGGAGCCAGACCUUCAUGGAACAGGUUCAAUCAGCAGUCAUGAGGUCUUUGAUGUUCCUGGUGCUCCUUGGAGCCGCCUUUGCUCUGGAUGAUGACAAGAUUGUUGGUGGAUAUGAGUGCACACCCUAUUCCCAGCCCUGGCAGGUGUCUCUGAACUCUGGCUACCACUUCUGCGGUGGCUCUCUGGUCAGCGAGUACUGGGUUGUGUCUGCUGCUCACUGCUACAUGUCACGUGUGGAGGUCCGUUUGGGCGAGCACAACAUCGUAGUAAAUGAGGGAUCUGAGCAGUUCAUCUCCUCUGAGAAGGUCAUCCGCCACCCCAACUUUGACUCCUGGAUCCUUGACAGUGACAUCAUGCUGAUCAAGCUUAGCAAGCCCGCUACCCUCAAUCAGUACGUGCAGACUGUGGCCCUGCCCAAUGGCUGUGCCGCCGAUGGCACUAUGUGCAGUGUUACUGGCUGGGGAAACACCAUGAGUUCCACUGCUGAUUCCAACAAGCUUCAGUGUCUGGAGGUCCCCAUCCUAUCCAACAGCGACUGUAACAACUCCUACCCUGGUAUGAUCACCGAUACCAUGUUCUGUGCUGGAUACCUGGAGGGAGGAAAGGACUCUUGCCAGGGUGACUCUGGUGGCCCUGUGGUGUGCAAUGGUGAGCUGCAGGGUAUUGUGUCCUGGGGUUAUGGCUGUGCUGAGAAGGAUCAUCCUGGUGUCUAUGGCAAGGUCUGCAUGUUCAGCCAAUGGAUCGCCGACACCAUGAGUAACAACUAAAGCUGAUUCAAAAUCACAUACAGCCUCCAAAUCUGCAAUCCAUCAGUUUUUCUUUGUUUUGAAGAUUAAAAACCUGUGAAAAUAAAAGCAUUUAAAAUA